Molecule: messenger RNA, 897 nt
Organism: Myxozyma melibiosi
Lineage: Eukaryota; Fungi; Ascomycota; Lipomycetes; Lipomycetales; Lipomycetaceae
Product: Manganese/iron superoxide dismutase
Exons: 3
Coding region: 1-897 (298 amino acids)
Biological process (GO): superoxide metabolic process
Molecular function (GO): superoxide dismutase activity; metal ion binding
Source: RefSeq, a predicted model, not a curated record
AUGUCUGCAGCCCGGAGUUCGUUCUUCUCUACGCUGCGGUCCGGCGUCGCCUCGACCGGCACCCGACCGCAGGUCUCAUGCCGACCGCUGGCCUCGAAUAUUUCCAGCCUGCGGCAGGCCGCCGCCGCAAUUCACACGAAGCCGGUCCUUUUGGACGAGGGAAAGUUCAGGCAAAACGGUAUUGAGCCGCUGUACAGCGCCAAGGGCUUCGAUCUUGCGUGGACCAAGUACCAGGAAUAUCUUUGCAAUGAAUUGACGAAGGCUACUGCCGGUACUAAAUAUGAUGGAAUCUCGCCUUUUGAUACUCUGCUGGCUACUGCGCGAUACCCGGAAGAGACGGUGUUGUUCAACUGGUCGUCGCUUGCGCACAACAACCAUUUCUUCUUCCACACUCUGAAAGGACCUAGCAGUAAAGACUCCACCGGCCCGCUGCCCGCCCUCAGCCGUGCCAUCGACUUGCACUUCACGGGCGUCGAGGAGCUGAAAGACCACAUGUCUGGCAUCGCGCGCUCGAUGUGCGGCAACGGCUUCGUCUGGCUCGUGGAGGGCCCGAACAAGCAGCUUUUCGUGACGGCGACGUACAACUCCGGCACGCCGUACGACGACGCCCACGGAAUGAAUGUCGAUAUGAACGGACCCGUGUCGGAGGCGACGAGGAACUCUGUGCGCGAGAACGAGGCGAUGCUGCGACAGAGGGCCAAGAGACGGCCGGACUGGCCGCUGCCGCUGCUGUGCAUCAACGUGUGGGAGCACGCGUACCUGACAGACUACGGGUUCGAGGGCAAGGAGGAGUACUUUGAGAACUGGUGGAAGUCGAUUGACUGGCACAAGGUCGAGGAGCGCUUUAGCUCGGUGUCGGUGUUCAACGAGGCGAAGGAGGGGAGAGCCAGUCUUUGA